Babesia bovis T2Bo is the source of this 3167-nucleotide messenger RNA. RefSeq lists its product as uncharacterized. Gene Ontology annotation, biological process: DNA catabolic process; double-strand break repair. The transcript has 5 exons. Gene Ontology annotation, molecular function: DNA binding; crossover junction DNA endonuclease activity. The record is from RefSeq and is a predicted model, not a curated record. Lineage: Eukaryota; Apicomplexa; Aconoidasida; Piroplasmida; Babesiidae. The coding region runs from base 131 to 3136 and encodes 1001 amino acids.
AUUAAUAUUCCAUUUAAUAGCAUAGCUACUAUACACCUAGAAGAACUGUGCCUUUAUGACAUCAAUUGCACGAUGAUUUUGUGCUAGUUGUUGGUUACUCAGUGCUAUGUUGUGACGACAUCGAUAUAACAUGGUGGCAAAAGAGGAUGGACGCCGUCUAAAGCACGGUCUUACCUUAGUACACCCGGCAAAUCACCUAUACUAUCGCCAUAUACUGGGACAAAUAGAACAGGCGCGGAGACUAGGGAAUACGCACCGGAUUGUUACCUUGAAUAAGGCGGCAGUGGCCCUGGAGAGGUACCCAGUACCAGUUAACAACGCGGAGGAGGCACUGAACGUGGCAGGAGUAGGUGAGGUGGCGUCAAAAAUAUUCGAAGCCGUCAUAAAGAAACAUGGAGAGCCGAAACCCACCCAGGAACAGUGCGAAGCGCACGCUCAGAAGGUGUUUAAUAGAAUCAGAGCAUUUCUCGACAUAACCACCUUUGAUGAAGAUAUAACGGAGUUGACUGGUGAUUGGAAACCGAAGAAGUAUUCCAACUCAUGGACAUUCAUCCUGGUACUAGGAUUGUAUACUGAUGGCAACAAGAGGAUCUCUCUAGAGCAGAUAUUGGACUACUCAGAGGACAUACGAGCUCGUAUACCCAGUUGUAGACUCAACAAUUUUGAAUUCCUCAAAACCCUGAUUGAUAAGGGUAUAGUUGAGUUUUCUCGACCAAGCGAAUCACACCUUGCGCGAGGUAGUAAGGACAAAACGUCCACGGAGUACGUGUCACGUUAUAGAAGAUGUUACGAUUACGGUCUCACUGCCUUGGGACAGUGCUUGGCGGAGGAGAUUAUAUCAAACUGCGAGGUGCCCAUAUCAAUAAAUGAGAAGGGAGUGCCUGUAUUUUCACAGGCACCUACAUCAAUGUCCACAGCACUGGACCCAGAUGCAACUGCGAAUCCAUAUGACCUAGAGGAAGAUGAUAUAUUUUCCAUCAGCGAACUACGUUCAUACCGUUGCGUAUACGACUCACAAUUUAGCGUGGGUGCAAGGUUGGAUGUUAAUGAUAUUAGCCUCCCGCCGUCACUCAGGUCCAAUGGCACACUUGAUUUGGAUUGCUAUAUAGACUCCAUCAGCGGCGGUUCUAAAACGAAGUCGAGGAUGACACCCACGGCAUCACCUGGAACCAGGCAAGGUGAUCUUUCUAAUAGUGGAACGAACACAUUGAAUAACGCAAGUGAUCAGCAAAACCAAAUGGAAUCUAGCAAGACACCGAAUAUCACCAGCGAAAGUGUCAACUCAUCCAAUGUCGUACAAAGGCAACCAUCGCAACUACUACCUAGGCUGACGUCAUCUAUUAAUGUUGGCAGCGAUUCCGCUGCAUUCGUAUCGUAUCCAACUGGCACAAGGUCUUUUGGUGAUAAUGAAAUGGUAACGGCUAGCAGUGUGGGUGUAACAUUCAAUACACAAAAUCUUACCAACCAAGGGUCUACAUGCGAUGCGUCUUACCAGAGUUUGGACAAUUUCUGCUAUUCGGCGUCCGGGGAUGUUGCGGAUGCAGGCUCGGUACCUAGCGACAUCUAUCCUAGGAGCAGCCGUAUAGAGACCAUGAAACUAUAUGAUGACCUAUCGGAUCCAUACGAAUUAAUGGAUGACCAUGGACAAAUAUCGGAUAGAUAUCGCAAGCUAAUGGAGGACUACAGCGAUGUUGCGCGGUGCUACAGUCAGGGUUAUGAGUAUAUAGAAGCCCAGACACAAGCUUCAGUAGGACAUGACGUUCCAAAUAGGGCAGAGCUCACGUCACCUGGUACCCAGGAGCGGUUACAAAAUUGUACUUCCACUGAAACUAGAACACCGGUAAGGAACUUGUUGGACCUAGGUUUAACCCAACAGACGCCUAUAGAGAUCAGUAGUUCAAGCAAGAGUGAUAAUGACGUGAGGAUAACUACAAUGCAUACACGCGACGCACAUGUCUCGACUCCUCCAAAGUUGGUACCACAACGUGAACCUGUUUUUGAUCUAGACGCUGCAUUAAAUGAAUACGAGUUGUUGACAGUGGUUGACAACCGGGAGAUUCAUGAUGCAGCAGGGCGUUACCAACGCAGACUUGUUGAGUUGUACACUGGGAAUGAUAAACAGCUUGUAUUCCGGCAAUUACCACUUGGUGAUGUCAUAUGGCUCUUGAAGCGGAAAACUGACGCUGGUAAUAUCUCCACACAAGAAUGCAGCACUCCGAAGACACCAAGAGCCCGGAAGCCCAAAAGGCGCAAUACGCAAUCGUUGGCGGGCGAUUACGAGUAUAACGAUAGAAGUGACGGCAACGCUUCAAAAAGCGCAUCGCGAGGUAGAAAGAAAUGUGACACCGCAGACGAUCUCGCGGGUGCGUAUGUACUGGAAUGGGUAGUUGAACGUAAGACUACAGCUGAUUUGGCUGCGAGUAUAAAUGACGGGAGGUAUUACGACCAGAAGAUACGCAUGCUUAGGCUUACGGGAUUCAAACACGUGUGCUAUAUCUUUGAGGAUAUGGAGAUUGGUUCUGCUGUAUCCCGUGUCAGCGCAAUGAGCGGCAGAGUGAGCAAAGCUAGCAUAACAUCGGCACGAAUACAUACACAGAUGGUUACAGGGUUCAAUGUGUUGCGCACCACUGGUAUGCCGCAUACAGCUGCCAGUAUAGCUUUCAUGCAUAUGCACAUCGGAAAGGUUCUCCAAGGGCGUAUACGCCAGGCUAAUCUUACUUCAGCGGAGGAGUUGCACUCGAUGCUGGGGAAGCGAUACAUGACACUUGCUGAGUGGGAGGUGCGCAAUAGGAAGCAGAACCAGAUGACUUACAAGGAACUGUUUGGGAAGCAAAUAAGAGCCAUACCAGGCUGCAGUGCCAAUGUUACACAGGCCAUACUGGAUACGUGGCCUACACCUCACUUGCUAGCCAAGGGGAUAUCUCGGUCAAACCUGGCACAAAUCAAUGCAACAUUGACCAAGAAGCUCCCAAAGUCUAAACGAGCUCCUAUCAGCAGUAAGAUGUACGCAUUGUACAAGAAGCUAUACACUAAGCCCAGGAAUGCACUCAGUUUAAGUACCGGCGGACGCUUGGAAGCUGCUGCUGGUAGCUUGUAUGAGGACCUGGCAUAUACAAACUUGUCAUGUCAACUGUAACAGCGUGAGUGCUUGGAUACCACAACUAACC